Dermatophagoides pteronyssinus (European house dust mite) is the source of this 1187-nucleotide messenger RNA. RefSeq lists its product as uncharacterized. NCBI's taxonomy places the organism in Eukaryota, Metazoa, Arthropoda, Arachnida, Sarcoptiformes, Pyroglyphidae. Gene Ontology annotation, molecular function: nucleosomal DNA binding; structural constituent of chromatin; double-stranded DNA binding. Gene Ontology annotation, cellular component: nucleosome; nucleus. Gene Ontology annotation, biological process: nucleosome assembly; chromosome condensation; negative regulation of DNA recombination. The record is from RefSeq and is a predicted model, not a curated record.
GUUCGUACUUAUUUUUGAAAAAAAUUAUUAUUCGCUUUUCCAUUUUCGUCGGGAAAAUUAUUAUCGUUAAUUGCAUCAUCGUUAUUUUUUUGGACAUUUAUCGUAAUUCUUUUCGAAACAAGAAGAAAUAAUGGCCGAAACUGUCGCAUCCGCUGCUGCAGCUGCUGCUGCUCAAGCCCAACAUGCUAAACCGAAAAAAGCUUCGGGAGCUAAAAAAUCAUCAAAACCUAAAACAGCAUCCACUCAUCCACCAGUGGCUCAAAUGGUCAAAGCUGCUAUUGUUGCAUUGAAAGAACGUAAUGGUUCAUCAUUGCAAGCGAUCAAGAAAUAUAUUCAAUCAAAUUAUACUGUUGAUAUCGAACGUAUGUCACCGUUCAUUCGUAAACAUUUGAAAAGUGCUGUCGCCAAGGGUUUGUUGGUCCAAUCGAAAGGCAAAGGUGCUUCUGGUUCAUUCAAAUUGAACAAAGGUGAAAAGAAAGAAGCAAAAGUCAAGAAACCGAAAAUUGUCAAAGCAGUCAAAAAGGUUAAAAAAUCAACCGAUGUCAAAAAAGCUAAACCAUCGAAACCAAAAUCCGCUGCUGUUGUUGCUGCUGCUGCUGCUCCUGCUGUUGCCGUAGCCAAAAAGGUGAAACCAUCGAAACCAGCUAAAUCGGAAAAAGCAACACCCGAAAAGAAAGCCAAAAUUGAAAAGAAACGUAAAGCACCGAAAUCGCCUAAAAAACCAAAGGUCAAAUCAACAUCGACUCCAACUAAAAAAGUUAAACCAGCAAAAUCACCAUCGAAAAAAGCAGCCGUUGCUAAAAAAGCAUCCGCACCUUCGAAAAAAGCAGCCGCUGGUGGAACAAGAAAAUAAAUUCGGAAUUCGAAAUCAUUGAUCAUCACUAUCAUUAUCAUUACAUUUUUUUUCGGUGUGUUCAGCCAGGAAUAUUCUUUUUCUUUAUCAACGAUUAUUUCAGCUUAAUAUUAUCAUUAUCAUACCCACUCAUACACACACACACAUUCUUGAUAUAUAUCUCACUAAUUGUAUAUCUUUAUCUCUUUCUCACACACAGAAUAAUCGUUCAUUUUUUGCUUGUAUAGUUUUUUUUUCUCAUAAAUAUUCAUUUAUCAUACACACAUUUAUUGUUUAUCAACAUAUAAUCGAAUAUAUUAAAAUAUACGAUGAAUAAACUAUAUUAUUCAUAUUA